AUGAAAUCUAUACGCUUCAAUCGCUGUCGUCUGGACUGUGUUCACAGACUACUCCAGGGUGUGUUCGCUCGCUAUGGCAUGUUUGUGGCUCGUCAACCUUUACCUUUCAUCAUUAUUCCCACACUGGUGGCUGCCUUGCUCGCUAUCGGUAUGAUACGACUUCAUGAAGAAACAAGCAGCGAGUAUCUCUUCACUCCCACCAACGGGGCUGCCAAGGACGAGCGAAGCGUGGCAGGAAGUUUGUUUGUCAUGAAUGACACCAAGGAAUUCGACAGUCUUCGCCUGUCAAACUUCGGCAGGUUUGUUCAUCUGAUAAUUAUUCCCAAAAUGUCUGCUGUCAAGACGGUAAUCCGAGAAGAUGUGAUGACAGAAAUGAUCCGUCUUGCAGAUUUCGUCAAAAAUCAUUCGUCACCUCUUCCGUACAAACAGGUCUGUGCCGUCAAAGAAGAACAGUGUGUGCAUGAUUCUCUCCUACAACUCAUCUACACCAACAGAUCCAAAUAUCUACAGCAAAACUUCACGUUUCCAGUCGCUGAGUCAGAUAAUGGUGACUUCUUGUUUCUUGGUAACAACCUGGGUGGACUAGAGUACGAGUACCAUAUACCACAUCACAUCGCUAGUGCUGCCGCUGCCAAGAUGGAAUUCUGGCUCAGAGAUACGGAAGACAGUAAAAAAUGGGAAGAAGAAGUACUCAAUCACUUGAAGAAUUUUCACUCUGACAUUAUCGAUUUCAAGCCAUCCACAUCUCAGGCAAUCGACACAGAAAUGGCGGCUGUAACAAAAGCUGUGAUACCUCUCUUCUCUAUUUCGUUUACUUUGCUCAUCACGUUUGCUGUGGUGUCACUCAUUAUGUUGGACUGGGUACGUACCAAGCCAAUGGUCGGUCAAUUGGGUGUGUUAUCACCAGGCUUGGCUGUAGCUGCGACCAUUGGUUUUCUCUCUGCAAUUGGUGUUGACUUCUGCAACGUGGUGGGCACAAUGCCAUUUCUCAUUAUGGGUAUAGGGGUAGAUGACAUGUUCAUCAUCAUCGAGGCUUAUCGUCAUACGAAGCCUGAAGAUACUGUAGAAACAAGAAUGAACCAUACUUUUGUGGAGGCGGCAGUUUCUAUUACAAUCACCUCCAUUACAGAUUUUCUGGGAUUUGCCAUAGGCGCCAUUACGUUCUUCCCAUCUGUCCAGCUGUUUUGUAUUUACACAUCAGUGGCGGUCAUUUUUGAUUACAUCCUGCAAAUUACGUUAUUUGCAGCGUUCAUGGCAUACGACGCUCGUCGUGAAGAUGCCAACCGUCAUGCCGUCACCCUGCAAGUUGUGCUGCCCAAGUCAGAGUCUGAAGAAAAGAGCCGGACAUAUCGCAUCUGCUGCAGCGGAGGAGUAAAGAAGGAUGGCAACAUUGUGGCAGAACAGGAGGAACAUCUUGCGGUAAAAGUGAUCCGACAAUUCUAUGGACCGUUUUUAGUAAAAAAGCCAGUAAAAGCAGCCAUCAUGGUGGUGUUUGCCAUCUAUGUUGCGGUGUCAGUGUACGGAUGCACCAGAGUGAAAGAAGGAUUAGAACUAAAAAAUUUAGCCAGAGAUGACUCUGACACGCAUAUAUACUUUGACAGACAAAAUGAAUUCUUUGUUGAGUAUAAACUGCAGGUGAUGUUCAUGAAGACAGAGCCAACCGACUACUGGGAUGAGACCGUGCAGAGUGACAUUGACGGUGCAAUCACUGACUUGAUCAACACAAAAUAUGUGGGAGCCGCGUCACCACGGAAGGUCACGUGGUGGUUGCACGACUUCUUGGACUUUAUGAACAAAACACAAGGGCAACGUGCUGCAAGUGCUAAUAAGAGCCAAACUAUGAAUAUUCUUCACAACUUCUUGAUGCAUCCAUUCUACAAACAGUACAAAUUGGAUAUUCAAUUCAACGACAACCAAACGUCCAUCAAAGCAACGCGUUUCUUCAUUCAGACCAAUAAUCUCACUGAUGCUAACUUAGACAGCGGCAUGAUGACGACGUUCCGAGAUAUCGCUGAGCGUCACGGUCUGGUGGCUUAUCAUCCAGCAUUUAUAUUCUAUGAUCAAUACACUGCAGUCCUUCCUAACACAUUGCAGAAUAUUGGUAUAGCUCUCAUAGCCAUGUUGAUCGUGUCAAUACUCAUAAUCCCUCAUCCAUUCUGUGCUUUUAUCAUCGUCCUCGCCAUUGUGUCCAUUGAUGUGGGGGUGAUCGGUAUUAUGCAGUUCUGGGGUGUCAACUUGGAUUCAAUAUCAAUGAUCAACCUCAUUCUUUGCAUUGGAUUCUCUGUUGACUUUUGUGCACACAUAACGUAUGCUUUCAUGGUAUCCAAGUUCAAAACACGAGACGAGCGCGCUGUAGAUGCACUCUAUCAGUUAGGUUAUCCCAUAGUGCAAGGAGCUGUAUCCACCAUAUUGGGUGUUCUACCACUGGCAUUCUCUAACACUUACAUCUUCCGUACUUUCUUCAAAACUCUGUUCCUUGUGAUAAGUCUUGGAUUCUUACAUGGUAUGGUUGUUCUUCCUGUCGUCAUGUCACUCAUUGGUCCAGCAGAAAAAUCCAGAACUGUAAUUGAUUCUAGUCAUAAACAUGCGGAAAACGGUGGUCCUAACUUUGACUUGACAUAUAUAAACAAAAUUGGUAGUGUAGAAGAACUAGAAGCUAAAGGAGUCAAGAAAAACAAAAGUAUAGAGGUAAAUGGCAUGUUCAUUAUCAUUGAGGCAUAUCGUCAUACGAAGCCUGAAGAUACUGUAGAAACAAGAAUGAGCCAAACAGUUUCACGGAGGCGCCAGUUUCUAUCACAGUCACCUCCAUUACAGAUUUUCUGGUAUUCACGGUUGGUGCCAUUACCAUUCAUGGCAUAUGACGCUCGUCGUGAAGACGCCAACUGCCAUGCGGUUACGUUACAAGUUGUGCUACCCAAGUCAGAGUGUGAAAAAAUGGCUAGACAUAUCGUCUGCUGCAGCAGAGGAGUAAAGAAGGAUGGCAAGAUUGUGUCAAAGAAACAAGUAAAAGUAGCCGUCAUGGUGGUGUUUGCCAUCUACAUUGCAGUGUCAGUGUACGGAUGCACCAGAGUGAAAGAAGGCAUAGAAUUGAGAAAUUUAGCCAGAGAUGACUCUAACACGAGACGUCCCAUCAAAGCGACGCGUUUCUUCAUUCAGACCAAUAGUCUCACUGAUGCUAACUUAGACCGUGGCAUGAUGACAACAUUCCGAGACAUUGCCAAGCAUCAUGGUCUGGUGGCUUAUCAUCCGGCAUUUAUAUACUAUGAUCAAUACACUGCAGUCCUUCCUAACACAUUGCAGAAUAUUGGUAUCGCUCUCAUAGCCAUGUUGAUCGUGUCGAUACUCAUAAUUCCUCAUCCAUUCUGUGCUUUUCUCAUCAUCCUCGCCAUUGUGUCCAUUGAUGUGGGGUGA
Messenger RNA from Corticium candelabrum, 3411 nucleotides. RefSeq names its product patched domain-containing protein 3-like. The transcript has 6 exons. The record is from RefSeq and is a predicted model, not a curated record. The coding region runs from base 1 to 3411 and encodes 1136 amino acids. Lineage: Eukaryota; Metazoa; Porifera; Homoscleromorpha; Homosclerophorida; Plakinidae. Gene Ontology annotation, cellular component: membrane.